This is a messenger RNA of Drosophila navojoa, 682 nucleotides long. It is a transcript of the gene MrgBP, whose product is annotated as MRG/MORF4L binding protein. The record is from RefSeq and is a predicted model, not a curated record. Gene Ontology annotation, cellular component: nucleus; NuA4 histone acetyltransferase complex. NCBI's taxonomy places the organism in Eukaryota, Metazoa, Arthropoda, Insecta, Diptera, Drosophilidae. Gene Ontology annotation, biological process: regulation of transcription by RNA polymerase II.
UGCAAGCACGUACACGCAUCCAUCCCUCGAUGCCCGACUUUAGUGCAAUGAUGAUGGCGAAGGACGAAUGGUCCGCUGAAGAGGAGUUGCAGCUCUUCCACGCCAUGGAAGGUCUGCGACCCGUGGGUAUAAAUAAACAUUUCUACAUGUCUUGCAUUUCGGAACGCCUUUCAAAAUCGCUUAACCGUGAAAUGCCCAGCGACAUAAUCUGGAGACAUUUAAGUACAAUGUACAAAUUAAAAGAGCUCGAUGAUCUUGAAGGCUUGCCAUUUCCCAAUGAGGAGCGUGAGUUUUGUUUGCCGGAACAGGAUUACGCCACAUUCGUAAAUAAAAAGACGAUUGGAACUAACGCAGUUGAAGAAAACACAGAUGCACCGGCUUCCACUGGGGCCCCGGUCCCACCUGCAGCUACUGAUAGCAAUAGUAAAAGCACUAAACAUCCAGUGGUUCAAUCGAAAGACAGCGAAAAGAAGAUGCCGGCGAAACUCUCGGAUUUGCCGAAAAGACCUGCAAAACGAACUCGUGGCUCGAUGUCAAACGAAUCUAUAAGCCCAUCAACCACACCUCCACCCAUGCAAAGCAGCAAGCGCCGUCGUAUUUAAAAGAUCAAAUAGAUAUCAUUUUAUUAGUUGUAGUUAAAUAAUGACCAAACAUUGACUUAAUUAUUAAAUGUAUAUAUAUA